This is a messenger RNA of Juglans microcarpa x Juglans regia, 1501 nucleotides long. RefSeq names its product phosphatidylinositol transfer protein 3-like. Gene Ontology annotation, molecular function: phosphatidylinositol transfer activity. The record is from RefSeq and is a predicted model, not a curated record. NCBI's taxonomy places the organism in Eukaryota, Viridiplantae, Streptophyta, Magnoliopsida, Fagales, Juglandaceae. Bases 16 to 1032 code for a protein of 338 amino acids. The transcript has 7 exons.
UUCACCAGGAAGAUCAUGCUCCAGCCUCCUGUAGACUUGCCAAAAUCUGAAAUGAUGUCUUCUAAGAAGUUGCAAGGAAGUUUAACUGAGAAAACAUUAUCUUCUGAAGAGCAACAGGCCAAGAUCAAUGAAACAAGAAAAUUGAUUGGUCCAAUUGCUGAUAAGCUUCCAGUCCUGUGUUCCAAUGCAUCAAUAUUGAGGUUUCUUAGAGCUCAGAACUGGAAUACAAAGAAGGCAGGCAAGAUGCUGAAGCAAACCUUGAAGUGGAGGCUGGAGUACAAGCCAGAGAAGAUCCGAUGGGAGGACAUUUCUCAUGAAGCUGAGACAGGAAAAGUAUAUAUGGCAAAUUACUUUGACAAGUUUGGACGAAUUGUUCUUAUCAUGAGACCUGGUUAUCAGAAUACAAAUUCAACAAGUGGGCAGAUCAGGUACUUGGUAUACUGUAUGGAACAUGCCAUUAAAAAUUUGAAUUUAGAUCAGGAGCAGAUGGUGUGGCUAAUUGAUUUUCAAGGAUGGAACACAUCAAGCAUAUCGAUGAAGGUGACUCGGGAAACGGCUCAUAUCCUGCAGCAUCAUUACCCAGAGAGGCUGGGACUCGCAAUUCUCUAUAAUCCACCAAAAGUAUUUGAGUCCUUUUGGACGAUGGUAAAACCAUUUAUUGAGCCCAAAACCUUCAAGAAAGUGAAGUUUGUCUACCCCAAACACCCAGAAAGCCAGAAGGUAAUGGAAGAGCUCUUUGAUAUGGACAAGUUGGAAUCCGGAUUUGGUGGGAGAAGUUCAGCUGGUUUUGUCUACCAAGAUUAUGCUCAAAGAAUGAUGGAAGAUGAUAGGAAAAUUUCUGAUUUAAUCGACUCUGGUGGUUUAUCUCCAUCAUUAUCAUCUGCAAUGUCUGAAUGCCAGCAAUCAGACUCAUUGGUUACUGAUCAUUGUUCAGAGGCCUCGGAUGAAUCAUCCGGUGAUGAAGCAGCUUCUUCAAACUUGGAGGUUGUUAACGAGAAAAUACAAGUCCAUCCAUCCACCAAGCUCCAAUGAUGUUGCAAAUGGAACCCAGCUAGGGAAGGGAAGGGGAUAUGGCGGAACCUAGCUUAUGAAGUGAAUAUGCUAAGUGUGUGUCGAAGUGAUAUAAGGGGUUGAAGUUUAAUCUGGAAAUGGUGUCGUAGGCGCUUUAAAGAAGACAAUGUCAUUUGGGUUGAAGUAAAUAAGACGUUGCGUUUUAUGUGGCUUGAAGCUGUUGGUUUUGGGAGUCAAGAUGUGUGUUUUGCUAGGCUUUACAAUUUAAGUUGUCUGUCAUUUUCGUAGGAUUUUAUCUUGUCAUUUUAUACUUUGUAUGUUUCUGUUUUGGAGUGGUUAUGUGGGGAUGUUGAGCGAAUUGUAGAAAGGGGAAGGAAGAGAGUGAGAUGAUUAUUCUGGACUUAUCUUGUAAGAACUAUGUUACAUGGGAGGAAGGAUUUGCGAACAAAAUCCAACAUAUCAAUACAAUCUUUCCUUUCUAUUCUUUGAA